This is a messenger RNA of Asterias rubens (European starfish), 3159 nucleotides long. Its product is annotated as coiled-coil alpha-helical rod protein 1-like. The record is from RefSeq and is a predicted model, not a curated record. The transcript is spliced from 20 exons. Gene Ontology annotation, cellular component: centriole. Lineage: Eukaryota; Metazoa; Echinodermata; Asteroidea; Forcipulatida; Asteriidae. Gene Ontology annotation, biological process: cell differentiation; protein export from nucleus. The coding region runs from base 7 to 2388 and encodes 793 amino acids.
UCAAUCAUGGCGGCGAACUUAAAUCCACCAUCACAUUUUUCACAACCGGUUGUCGGCAAGAAAGCUAAAGCAUCCGAUGGAUCCCAGCUCCGACCUCCAUCUUCCUUCGAGUUCAAGCAGGCGUCGGCAGAUCCAUGGAAGGCCUUGGCCAAAGCAAAAGGCAAAAUCAAUGAACUACAAGAAGAAAAUAAACAACUGCAGCUGCGCAGGACAAAACCACGUGAAGACUCCACUGUGGAUGCCCAUCGUGGACAAGUGCAUUCCUGCAACGUUCAACCAAGAGUGAUUGAAACCGUCUCAUCCACCAUGUCGCCUCACCACUACCAUCACCUGGAGCACACUGCAGACAUUCUAAGCAAGCAGGCCACCGAGCUCGCUCAGGUCAAGUCAGAGGUCAUGACUUUGAGAUCACAGAGAGAGUCACAGGUCAGGGAACUUGAGGAGAGACUAAGGAAGGCAGAAGUUAAAUACGUGACGGAGACUACGUCCUUAGCGAUGACCAAUAAGUGCCAAGAAGAGGAGCAUAGGAUGCAGAUAACUAUGAUGAAAACAAAGUACGAAGCAGAGACUUGUGAGAGGCAGGACAAGAUUGAGAGACUGGGGAAGGAACUAAGUAGAACACGGAUACGGCUUGAGAAGGAGACUAGUCAGCUGAAAGAGCAGUUGCAGACUAGUGAGGAUGAGAGAGAUCAAAUAGCGGCUGAUCUCAAGACUAGUAACCUGGAGAAGGAUUCCACCAUUGCAUCCUUGCAGAUACAGCUGAGUCAACUCAAGACGUAUAUAGGAGACACUCAGAGCACCAGCCGCACCACCUCACAAUGGCAGCUAGAGAUUGACAAACAACGCAAGAAGAUCAAAGAACUUGAGAGGGAUGUUGAGAACCAGAGGUCUGCUGUUCAGCUGCUGAAUGUCCGACUUUCUUCAGCCACUGAAAUCCUUACCAUACAGGAGUCUGAAUUAUCAAGGGUCAAAGGUGAAAGUGUAGACAAUGGGAAGAAGCUGCAGAUUCUUUUAACAAGGUGGCGAGAGAAAGUAUUUGAGCUUUUAGUUCAACUGAAAUCCCAAGAUAUAGUUGAAGAGACCAUCACAAGGAAUCAUAAAUGGCAGGUUGCUGAUUUGGACGAAAACAUCAUCAGUCUGCGGAAUAAAUGCCAGUUAUUGGAACAUACCAUUGCUGAUAGGGAUGCACAGCUUGAGCUGGAGAGGGUAGAAUUUCAGAGUCUUCAAGAGGAGUUGAUGUCAGUUCAACAGGUGGCUGAGUUACUUGAUUCCAAACUCAAUGGAUAUGAAGAGGCAGUGCCUAGACUAGCAUCCCUACUACAAAGUUUUCAGGUGACCCAUAAUGGACAUGAAGAGAAACUAAACACUGCAUCAGCCAAACUUGCCUCCUUCGAUCAUCGCGUCAGUUUCGCUGUCAGUCGCAUCAAUAUUUUAAAAGGGUUACUGGCUAGAAAGGAUGCAAUAAGGCGACUUGGAGAGGAGGACAAGUUAGUAAAUCAGUCGGAGCAGACUGUUGGAAAUAAGAUUGACGAGGGAGACAAGGACAGUGAGAGCAAUCGGUUGACGUACCAGGAGCUUGCCAUGGAGUUACAUCGAGUAACACACGAGCGUGACGCCCUAGCCACCAGAAUCAAACAAGACACAGAGACCAUGCAGCAGCAGUAUGACACCAUCAAGUCCAAAUUUGAAUCCAGACAAGAGCAAGAUGCCUCAAUGAUUCAGGAGUUACAACUUCAGGUUCAACAACAAUCAAAGAGUUUGGAGAGCAUAUCCACUAAACUGGACAGAGCUGAAACAGAGUGCCAAGAAUCAACUAAGUCAGCGAGUAAAUUAAAGAUGGAGCUUGCUAAAUUACAACUGACCACUGAUCGAGCAUCUGCUGAGAAGAUGGCGGCCAGGGAGUCUCAACUGACGGAUCAGCUGUUGGAGAUGGAGCACAAAGUCAACAAUGCAAGACGGGAACAAGCCAAAGCAGUUGUUUCCCUGAGACAUCUUGAGAGGCAGGUUGUGCGGGAGAGGGAGAGAUCAGCCGAGAUCUUGAAAACUCAAGAAGAGGAACUUCGAUUGGAGAUAGAGAGAUUAAGAUCUCAGCUCAGAGGGGCAGAGAAAGACUGCAAUCUACUCAUGGCAACACUUAAACAGGAAGGCCUGAUUGGACAGUUUAAAACACAGAGGGCAGUAUCUCGAAGAGUGGACGGUGAUGACGAGAAUUCAGAACCAACGGAGACCAUUCGAGAUUCAGCAAGAACGAGUCUGGCAGAACAGCCAACUAAACAGAAAGCGCCUUUAAGUGCAAUAUUAUCAGAUCUUCAAUCCCUUACUGCUGAAGUACUUAAGGAUGACGAAGGUGGCAGUAACCAUAGCGACGAGAACUCGGACAAAGGAUAGACUUGCCCCAAACCAAAGCCUUGUACCCUGUUGGUAAGUGUGGCCUAACUCCUGCAUGAAUCACGACUAGUUUAAAUAAACUGGCUUAAAGUUAGUAACUUUAAUUUUGUUAUUUAGCUAAGCAUGAGGCUCUUCCCAUUUCAAUCCGAUUUCUAGGUUUUGGUUAGAGUUUGUUUGACCUUUGGUGAAGCAGCAAGAUUGUUCUAAAGCCUUGUUCGCAUUGGACUUUUUGGGGGGUAGGCUAACCAAUAAAAAUUGGUAACUUGACCAUUUAAAGUCCAGUGUGAACAGCCCAGGAAAAUUUUACCCAGGUAACAUAACCGUGUCAAAUUGGUCUUGUCGACUUGUAACAUUCCAGUCUCAUGGCAAGAGACAGAACGUUUUGUAUUAUUUUUUUGUUUUGCCUUGGAGCUCCCUGAGGAUUGUUAAUUUACACAAAAUUAAUGAAAACAUUUAACAUAACUGAACAAAAUAGGAAGGUCAAGGUUAUUCAUAUUAUAAAACAUCAGCCAUCAUAGGGUUCCAACAUUGCAUCAUGAAAGUGGUGUUUUGUUUUAAAAAUCUUUGUGUAGUGGACGCCGUCUCCUUCAGCAAUAAGUGUCACUUACACAACCUGAUAGUUUUGGUACCCACCCAGUUUCACCUGCCUAAAAGCUUGCAUAGCGCCCUCGUGUGUUUAUAUUUAGCCAAUCAGUUUGUUUCACAAUAGGAGACUUUCCAACGCUAGGCGGCAGCAGACAUACCGGGUAAAUUUCCAUUGUUUACGUAGUU